Molecule: messenger RNA, 780 nt
Organism: Penicillium robsamsonii
Lineage: Eukaryota; Fungi; Ascomycota; Eurotiomycetes; Eurotiales; Aspergillaceae
Product: putative DNA repair protein Dds20/Mei5
Exons: 2
Coding region: 1-780 (259 amino acids)
Biological process (GO): DNA recombination
Source: RefSeq, a predicted model, not a curated record
AUGAACAAGCCUUCUAGUAAACGUCGUCGCAUCAGCCCAGCCACGGCUCUCUCAAAGCCGUUCAAGUCUCCGCUACGCAGACCUGGACCAACAAACACCGACGACACACCAUCCAAGUCUGUCGCACCCAGGACUCCCGAUGACGCAAAAGUUUCAGCGACUGUUACCAUUCCUGUAGAGUCCGACUCAAUGUUAAAUACACCAAGUCCGACAACAACUCCAGUACUUCCUAAGCGCAAACGCACGCUACAUCUCUUGUCCCCAUUACCCUCACAAUCAUUCCAAACCUCCGACCCAGAGAUCCUAGAACUGCAAAAACAGCACCGAGAGGUCCAGUCAAAGGUUGAUGCGCUCAUAGCCAAACUCGAACUCGCAACUCAGGCCCGCAACCUCGAGACAAACACUAAAUACAUGGAGAUUCCAAACCUCAUUACCAAAUGGCGACUCGCUAGCCAGGAUGCAGCCGAUGAGGUAUUUGUCGGUGCCAAGGAAAGGGUUGAUCGCAUGGGAGGAAUGGCGGCCUGGAAAGAGCAGUCGAAGCGUGAUGCAACUCGGUGGGAGUUUGACGAGCAGCGUGGUGAGCGGGAGCACAUUGACGAGGACGAGGGAGAUCUUGACAACUACGACGCCGAGGAUUCUUCUGGCCAUCUACCAAAGAAGAAUAAUGGAGAGGAGAGUCAGGCCGAGGAGUUCACGAUGGAGUUCAUGCUCAAGAGUCUACAUGUUGAUCCAAAGUUGAUUGGAUAUGAUGCAGAGGCUCAAAAAUGGAUCAAACGCUGA